AUGUGGAAGCAGCAGGGAGCCCUCGGGCCCAUCUCCUUUGAGCUGCUUGCAAACCAAGUUCUAAGGACAGCAGAAAACGUCCAUGCUCUGAGCACUGGAGAGAAAGGAUGUGCUCGUAAGGGCUCCAGCUUUCACAGAAUUAUUCCAGGGUUUACGUGCCAGGGUGGCGAUUUGACACGCCAUGACGGCUCUGGCAGCAAGUCCAUCGAUGAAGAGAAGUUCGAUGACGAGAACGUCAUCCCAAAACACACAGUUCCUGGCAGCUUGUCCACGUCAAGUGCUGCACCCAACGCAAACGCUUCUGUUUUCCAUCUGCACUGCCAAGACCGAGUGGCUGCAUUAAGCACGUGCUCUUGGCAAGGUGGAAGAGGGCAGGAGUUUCGUGGAAGCCACGGAUAUCGUGGGCCCCAGAACGGCAAGAGCAGCAAGAUCGCCAUUGCUGACUGUGGCCGGCUCUAA
Tupaia belangeri chinensis (Chinese tree shrew) is the source of this 459-nucleotide messenger RNA. RefSeq names its product peptidyl-prolyl cis-trans isomerase A. The transcript has 2 exons. Lineage: Eukaryota; Metazoa; Chordata; Mammalia; Scandentia; Tupaiidae. The coding region runs from base 1 to 459 and encodes 152 amino acids. Gene Ontology annotation, cellular component: cytoplasm. The record is from RefSeq and is a predicted model, not a curated record. Gene Ontology annotation, biological process: protein folding; protein peptidyl-prolyl isomerization. Gene Ontology annotation, molecular function: cyclosporin A binding; peptidyl-prolyl cis-trans isomerase activity.